AGAAAAUUGUCUAAGGAGUUCCUAGAGCUUUCACGGAGUAUAAAGAGUUGCCGGAGUAAUCGUCGGAGUUCAACAAAGUUCGCCGGAGUUUCGCCGGAGUUCAACCGAGAAGGGUAGAACUUCAUAAAGCUCAUUCGAGGAAUGGAAGACAUUAUGGUGACACUUUUGUGUGACGGUAGAUGGACUUCAGAUAAUAAAUUCACAGCAAAGGCUUCACAUGGGAUGCUAGUGUCAAUGGAUGCAUCGUACAAUGACUUGUUGUGUGAGGUGCGUUCCGUUUUAGGGAUUUCAGAGACCGUGGAAGUAACCUGCAUAGCUUAUCAGAUUGACAAAGCAUUUCCUCCAACUAAAGUGGAUAGUGACCAUAGUUUGAGGUUUUAUUUGAAUAUAAAGUCUAGAGAUAAAGCUGAUUUCAGUGCGUAUCCCUUAUGUGUGCAAACGAGGAAGGAAAGAAGUGAUGUGGAGAUGGUUUUGGAUUCCCAUUUGCAAGAAAAAAACAGGGCACUGGUUAGUGACUUUGAUUUGAAUGCUCAAGGUAAAGAGGUAUACGCUUCAAUGGAAUUACAAUGUGCAGAAGGAAGAGGUAUGAAUGAUGGGAUAUACGAAGAUACAAAUGAAGGCAAUAGGUCAUUGCUUUCAUGGGUUGCAGACGGUGUUGAAUCAAAUGUAGAUGGAAUGGACAGUACGUUAAGAUUGAACGGGAUUUAUCCAACAAAGGAACAUUUGAAGGAAACUUUGCAGUUGUAUGCAAUUUUCAACAAGUUUCAGUUUGAAACGAGGACAUCAACUCCAGGAGUAUUGCAUGUUGUAUGCAAUGGUGAGACAUGUAAGUGGGCUGUACGAGGCGUUCGAAUAUCAGGUAGUCAAUGUUUUGAAGUGCGAAGGUUUGAUUCAGUGCAUAGCUGCUCAAUUGACUGUCGAAUGAGUGGUAACAGGCAAGCGAGUGCGACAAUUAUAGGGAAAUUGAUUAAGCACCAGUACAUGGAUGCUUCCGGGAAGCCAUAUCCUCCUAAAUCAAUUAUUUCAGACUUGAAUCGAGCGUUUGGCUUGAAUUUGAGCUAUAAGAAAGCAUGGAGGGGCAAAGAGAGAGCACUGCUAUCACUAACAGGUACGGAUAGCGAGUCAUAUAAGAAGUUGCCGAUGCUUUGUUAUCUUAUGGACAAGACAAAUCCAAGAUCACUGAUUUGUUUAGACACAGACGAAAAUGGCCACUUUAAAAGAAUGUUCAUGUCACUGGGAGCGUCUCGAGAGGGUUGGGCAGCGUGUAGACCUGUAAUUAGUGUGGAUGGAGCACAUCUCAAAGCUAAAUUCCGUGGGACUGUACUGUCUGCAUGUGCAAUGGAUGCUAAUAGGCAAAUAUUCCCACUGGCGUUUGGAUUUUGCGAUAGUGAAAAUAAGGAAACAUGGUCGUGGUUUUUUACUAAAUUAAGGGAGGCAAUUGGCGAAAGAGAGGAUAUGUGCAUUGUGUCCGAUAGAAAUGAAGGACUCAUAAAAGGUGUUAAAGAAAUAUAUGCAGGAGUAGAUCAUGGGCAUUGUGUUCAACAUAUACUUGGAAAUAUUAUUUCCAAGUUUGGUGGGGGAAAAGACCGGGUGACUCGGUUCUUUAAUGCAGCGGCAAGAGCUGCAACAGAACGGAAGAUGGAGUAUUUUUUGAGAUUACUUGAUGCUGAAGAUCACAGGAUACGUAAUUACCUGGCAGAAAUUGGACUUGAAAAGUGGGCUCGUUGCAAGAUUAAAAGACGGAGGUACUCCAUAGUGACGUCAAACAAUGCAGAGACAUUAAAUUCUGUGGAUGGAAUUGCAAGAGAGUACCCAAUAGCAAUGCUGGUUGAAUUCCUUAGAACCAAGAUGCAAGUUUGGUUCCAUGAUAGAAGUAAAGCAGCGCGAGAACACAAAGGAAAGUUGUCAGCAGCGGCAGAGGAAGUGCUUGGGAAUUUGUUAAGUGACUCGGCGGGAAUGAUAGUUAGGCCAAGCACAGCGUUUUCAUUUGAGGUUAUUGACAAAAACUGCCGAGCAUAUGAGGUAAAUCUUGAGACGCGGAGUUGUAGUUGCAAGGAGUUUGAAUUGGAAGACUUUGUGUGUGUGCAU
Messenger RNA from Cuscuta europaea, 2088 nucleotides. Lineage: Eukaryota; Viridiplantae; Streptophyta; Magnoliopsida; Solanales; Convolvulaceae. The record is from the annotation of a GenBank genome assembly.